CAUAUACAUAUAUCGCUCGCGAUGGCGGCUUCAGCAGUACCACCGAGACUGUCUGAAGGAGGUCCAUCGACGUUGACACCUGUCAAGAGACCUACUUUCGUCGACACACCGGGUAGAUCAAGACCGUCGGGCGCUUCUCCGGCCUAUAGCUCACGCAAGCACUCGCUGUAUGGUAUAGAGGAUCGAGUGGUAUUAGACCUGGGCUCACGUGUAUGGAAAGUGGGAUUCUCAGGGGAGACUGAACCCCGAGCAGUCUUCUGGGCUCAAGGUGACCGAGAUGAGGACGGUUCUGAGAUUUGGGAUCUCGACAUGAGCAAAUUACAGGGAUGUAGAGGAGACAGGCGAGAGGGUCGAAGGCUGGUCGGCGUGAGGCUGGUGAGAAAGCUACGGGAUGUAUUCAACAAACACCUCAUGUCCGAUCCAAAAUUGAGAAAAGUCAUCGUUGUAGAGAAUACCUUUCUGCCCAUUGCGGUGAAAGAGAUGAUUGCUCAGGCUCUGUUCGAGAAUUUAAAGAUUCCCUCACUAGCUUUCACAUCGUCUAGUCUACUUUCGCUCGCUGCAAGCGGACGAAUCACCGGCCUUGUAAUUGACAUCGGAUGGUUAGAGACGACAGUGACACCAGUGUAUUAUUCUCGACCCCUCUGUCACCUCGCACGGUCAACGCCACUUGCUGGACGCGCGUUACAUAGGCGUCUCAGGGCACUUCUUCACCAUCAUGGUUCGUAUUAUCCUCCCUCUCCGUCAUCAUCAUCCGCAAGACCACAUCCAGUCCGGCCAUCACGCGAUGUCCUCAAAGAUCAGCUGAUAGAACGUAUCAUCACGGAGGCAUGCUUUGUUGUACCUGCCCUUGCCCGUUUGGGCCCAUCCAGACCGACCGACCGACCCAGCGAUCCACCAGUCGAGGAGAUGGACGAUGUGUUAUUAAUGGACAGUCUCAAGUCUCGCUAUCAGAUGGCCUCCGUCGCCAAAGAUCUGACAUUCUCUGUCCCUGCGGGCAGCUCCGGGCUCCCUCCGGGGGAGCUGGUGGUACCUGGCUGGAUCAGAGAACGGGCAGCUGAGGUUCUAUUUGAUGACGAUGAUGAGGGAGAAUCAGACGGGCUGGCAACUAUCGUCCUGCAGUCCAUUCUGAAGCUACCUGUCGAUCUCCGGCCUUUGCUCAUAUCCACGAUACUCGUGGCGGGGGGCACAUCAUCACUAUCAGGAUUGAUACAACGGCUCAGGAUAUCUCUGCUCAGCUUGCUUCGACCGCCACCAGAUUCGUCGAGAACCGAUAACAUGGAAGUUGACCAGCCAGUGAAUCCGCUACGCUUAGAUUCAAUAGCCGGGACUGAGAGCCCGAAGGUGGACUCGAUACGCGGCCGUAGGCGCAACCUCGAGCCGUAUAGCUCUUUGUAUCCCUUGGCGUCGAAGCUGGCAAUCCUCAAUGAUCCAUCGCCAAUGGAAGGCGAAGGAGCGCUCAAGAAUGCUGGCGUAGCACCUAAGUGGACGCCUGGACUCCUCAGCUGGGUAGGCGCGUCGCUGGCCGGAGUUCUCAAAACCUCAGGGCCUGCGAUGCUUUUGGAAGACUACGAGACGAGACUGUCUACCUCGGCGUCUCGCGGUCAAGUAUAUCGCCAAGAAUUGGAAGAGACAAGAGCCGAACUGGCCGCCUCGUUUGGUCUCAGCCUCGACGAAUUGAGACCCGGCGAAGCUGUGAACGAUGUCAAGAGGGAGAACGAGUACCUGAGGCGGAAACGAGGUUGGAGAGACAGCGUCAUAGACGAUUGGACUCGAGGAGUGUAAUCAAGCGUCGCCACUGUGUCGAAUGCCUAUACCUUUGCAGACCCAUCCCUUGGCAAUCCUUUCAUGAAUCUCCAAGCUCAAAUUCGGCCACGUAAUCGACCGGACUAGGGGAUGACACCCACUUCGGGCGAAGUAGGGCCGGACCCUCAGAAGGCCGCGAGAGAUAGAAGGGUGGAGACUUCUGCAUACCCUUUCAGAUAGUCAGUCCUUUCUCUUCUGACAGUAAACAUUGCUCUAUAUAAAGGCCCUACAUGUUCUCCAUUCGCC
Molecule: messenger RNA, 2049 nt
Organism: Kockovaella imperatae
Lineage: Eukaryota; Fungi; Basidiomycota; Tremellomycetes; Tremellales; Cuniculitremaceae
Product: actin-domain-containing protein
Exons: 8
Coding region: 22-1782 (586 amino acids)
Biological process (GO): microtubule-based movement
Source: RefSeq, a predicted model, not a curated record